Molecule: messenger RNA, 4104 nt
Organism: Bombyx mandarina (wild silkworm)
Lineage: Eukaryota; Metazoa; Arthropoda; Insecta; Lepidoptera; Bombycidae
Gene: Cdep
Product: Chondrocyte-derived ezrin-like domain containing protein
Cellular component (GO): cytoskeleton
Molecular function (GO): guanyl-nucleotide exchange factor activity; cytoskeletal protein binding
Source: RefSeq, a predicted model, not a curated record
AAUAAAUAUGGCAGCCAAGGACAUGGUGGGUGUGUAAAUUUGUAAAGCAGUACGCGAACGUAUUAGGUGAUAAGGUGCGCGUUUGGUCUGCAAUGAAUAUAUAAAUCCGAGUUAAUAGUGAAUGUAUUUCAGUGAUUAUUAUUGGACAUAUAAUUAAGAAUUUAUUAAAUCGAUGACUCCGUGCAAUGAACAAAUUGAAUUGAACUUAUGUUGUGUUGGAAAUUCUGCUGUGUAGUCAUAAAGUACUGAAAUAAAUAAAUAAAUGAACAGUCCAUGCAACAUAAUGAACUCAAAUACAGAUAAAGUGAUAUUUUAUAUCAAAGAAAUUCAAAAGGCAUCAGUAUGAUGGACUCAGAACUACCACCGGGAAGCUGCAAUUCCACUGGACAUCUGUCCACAAUAGGAUAUCACACCUUGCCUGGCCGCAUGCACCAUUCGGCCAGUACACCGGCCGGUGUGGAUGGCGCUGGCGGGGGCUCCAGGACGCCCCCCGCGACCCCCAAGAAGGGCGGCAAGAUGCUCGCGGUCAGAGUUCAGAUGCUAGAUGACACUAUAUCAAUGUUUCAAAUCCAGUCUAAAGCCCUUGGCCGCGUGCUGUUUGAUCAAGUUUGCCGACAGCUACAUCUCCUAGAAGCUGACUACUUUGGGCUCGAAUAUCAGGACAGCAAUGGAACUAAGGUAUGGUACUGGCUGGACGUCGAGAAGCCGAUGUGUCGGCAAGUCGGCCUGUCCAUGCUGGAGCCCACGCUGCGUUUCUGUGUCAAGUUCUACACACCGGACCCGGCGAGGCUGGAGGAGGAGUUCACGCGGUACCUGUUCUGUUUGCAAGUGAAGCGCGACCUGGCGCAGGGCUGUAUACAGUGCAACGAGAACACGGCCGCCCUGAUGGCCAGUUACAUCGUUCAAGCCGAAUGCGGCGACUUCGUCCCGGAGGAUUAUCCGGACCACACCUACCUGAGCGGCUACAAGUUCUUCCCGAGCCAAGACUCUGAAUCAGAGCGCAGGAUCAUGGAGAACCACAAGAAACACAUAGGUCAAAGUCCAGCUGAAGCCGAUUUAAACCUAUUAGAGACGGCACGAAGAUGCGAACUAUACGGUAUAAAGAUUCACUCGACCAAAGAUCACGAGGGCGUGCCGCUCAAUCUGGCGGUUGCCCACAUGGGCAUCGUCGUGUUCCAGAACUACACGAAGAUAAAUACGUUCAGCUGGGCCAAGAUAAGGAAGAUAUCGUUCAAGAGGAAAAAGUUCCUGAUCAAACUCCACCCUGAAGGCUACGGAUAUUACCGAGACGUGGUCGAGUUCUUCUUCGAAGGUCGGAACGAGUGCAAGAACUUCUGGAAGAAAUGCGUCGAGAACCACGGCUUCUUCCGGUGCUCCAGCGUGCCGCGCCUGCCGCGACACAAGACCAGGGUCAUCUCGCGCGGCUCCUCCUUCAGGUACAGCGGCAAAACCCAGAAACAGAUAGUCGAAUUCGUCCGCGACAACUACGUGAAACGACAAACCUUCCAAAGGUUCGGGAGGGCAGGCCCAGAGGAACCAAAAGCUGGUGUGUGCGUCACCAUCCUCUGGCGGACUGUCGGCAGGUCGGGCUCGUUCCGCGCGACCCGAGUGGCUAGCGGCGCGCUGCCCUCCAGCCUCUCCGCGCACCCGCUGCUGCCGCUGCCGCCCGGCUCCGACGCGAUUUCCCUGGAGUGGGACAAGCAGCCUCACUACCUGGAGGCUUCUCUGAUGAUGAAGGGAUACUCGGCGGAGGAGGCGCGGGCGGCGGCCGAACGGGCUCGGUGUCGGCCUCCCGCCGUUCGCCCACCGCUACAAGCUACCGCCUAUGUCAACACGAGGGACAAGCUGACAAAACAAUACUGCAGCCAAAUAGUGGCUCCAGAAUUGGUGACCCGUGCCGAGGUCAAUCAUCAUCCUAUGGAGGAUUCGCCUCUGCUUCAUCGGACGACGACACCAUCGGAUUCCCCGGAGAGUACCUGGAGACGGCAGAGUGUAUCCCGAGCCCGGGCUGCCCCCGCGCCGCCGCCCCGCACAGACGAAUUAUCACCCGAGGAUGACAACACGCUCUCAUCGGCGAGUCUCUGCAUGUCCCCCAGUUCGACGUGCGAGCGUGAUGUCGAUCCGACGUGCGCGUCCGCUGCGUGCGCGCUCGCCAUGUCCAACGGGCACGACGCGCUCGAUAGCGCGCACCCUAAGGACGUCGAUAAACACGCUACCAGUGACGUCAUCAAUGGAAAUGUCAACGUAAAUAUAGUAUCCGAGUCUACGAACAGUAUGGACGUGCUAAGCGGGGGGGAAAGCGACACGGGCGACACACUCACCAGGAAGAACAAUAAUAGCAUAUCUUCGAACAUUUUGGGAACACUGAAGGAGGAGGGCGGGCACGGCGCGGCGCGGCGACGCAGCGGUGACGUCACGUACUUCGUCGCCAAGGAGCUGCUCAUGACCGAGCGGACCUACAAGCGGGACCUGGAGUACGUCACGGUCACGUGGGGCCGCGAGGUGUCGGCGCUGGCGGGCGCGAGCGGGGGCGGGGGCGGGGAGGCGGGGGCGGGCGGGGUGCUGGCGCGCGCGUGUCUGGCGCUGGAGCCGCUCGCGCUGCCCGCCGGCGCCUUUCUGCACCGCCUCGAGCGCGCGCUCACCGCCAGCCCCGCCGAAACAGAAGAACCGGAAUAUAGAAGAAUAGCGGAGUAUCUUUAUGAUUAUUUAUCAAGUACAGCGGAUGCGUACGGCGAGUACGUGGAGCGCGCGGGCUCGCUGGCGGCGCUGGUGGAGAGCGUGCGGCGCCGCAGUGCGCCCGCCGCCUCGCUGUGCGCGCGCACGGAGCACGCCGCGCCGCUGCUGCUGCCCUGUCUGCUGCUGCGGCCCCUGCACCGCCUGCUGCACUACCACCACCUCGCGCAAGAACUGUGCAAGCAAUCAUCCGGGCCGUGGUGCUCGGCGGCGCUCGAGACCGCCGGCGCGCUGGCGGAGGCGGCUCGGCAGCAGCUACAGCACGGCGAGAACCACGCCACGCUCUGUCAUCUACAGAGACACGUUGCCGGUUACGACAAGUUGCUGGUGGCUGAUAGAGAGUUCCUGCGGAUGGGUUGCGUUUACAAACAUUCUAGUAGAGGAUUGUUGCAGAGGAUGUUGUUUCUGUUUAACGACGUGCUGAUAGAGGCGUCGAAGUCCGGCGGCGUGCAGUUCCGCGCGCACGCCGUGCGACCGCUGCGGGCGCUGCGGGUGCGCCAAGCCGACGCGCCCUUCGCCUUCGCGCUCGCCGAUGAUGAUCAAACUCUAGUGUUCAACGCGAGCAACGAGCGUGAGUUCGAGGGCUGGUUCCGGACGCUGGUCCGUGCGAUACAGCGGGCGCACGAUGACGAUAACACUGCAAUCGACACGCAACUGACGCCCUACGAGAUGGAAGUGGAGGACGGCACGUGCGCGUCGGGCGGCGGCGGGCUGGCGCACGUGUGCUGGCACCGCGCCACCAGCCUCUCCAGGGACCAGCUGCACCUCGCCAUGAGAACGCAGUUGUCCGGGUAUUUACUGCGCAAAUUCAAGAAGUCCCCGGGCUGGCAGAAGCUGUGGGUCGUGUUCGCGGUGUUCACUCUGUUCUUCUACAAGAGUUGGCAGGAUGAUAUUCCUUUGGCGUCUCUACCGUUGUUAGGGUACUCUGUAGGCCCUCCCAGUUCGGACGACGGUAUCGAGAAAGAUUUUGUAUUUAAGCUGCACUACAAGAAUCACGUUUACUUCUUCAGGGCGGACAGUUACUAUACGUACAAUAGGUGGACAGAAGUACUACAAACGGCGAUGCUGCGAAACAUUUAAAACUAUUUAGCAUAUUUUAUUAUCUCAUAAUGUAUUAAAUUAUUUAAACAUUAAAAUUCUCAUAAUAACAAUUGUAUUAAAAUCGGUGCCAUAGUUUUUUUUUUCUUUCUUUUGCUAUGGUAAUGUCGAAUCGUGUUAUCAAAUUAAGAAUUACGGAUCUUGCCCGUAUUGAUUUUGUGAAAUCUUAUAACGCAAUUAAAUUAUUCAAGACUGAAGUGUAAAAGACACAAUAUUUUUUUUACAAAAAAAACUUUAAUUCAAUUUGUUAAUUAGAAAAAAUAAAUGUUAACA